Messenger RNA from Sander lucioperca (pikeperch), 3089 nucleotides. RefSeq names its product cytochrome P450. Gene Ontology annotation, cellular component: mitochondrial inner membrane. The coding region runs from base 301 to 1926 and encodes 541 amino acids. Gene Ontology annotation, biological process: cortisol metabolic process; cellular response to peptide hormone stimulus; cholesterol metabolic process. NCBI's taxonomy places the organism in Eukaryota, Metazoa, Chordata, Actinopteri, Perciformes, Percidae. Gene Ontology annotation, molecular function: oxidoreductase activity, acting on paired donors, with incorporation or reduction of molecular oxygen; iron ion binding; monooxygenase activity. The record is from RefSeq and is a predicted model, not a curated record. The transcript is spliced from 9 exons.
CACCCUUUACAGUGGCACUACUGGAUUUAUUCUGGAGAGAGCAAAAGUCUGAUCAGUGAGAAAGAAGCAGAAAAAACCGUAAACAAAAGAAAAUGUUAUCAAACAAGUGAAAGACCGAUUUACGUUUACACAAAUAAUUUGUUUGCAAGUUAUGAGUUUUACUUUUGAGAUGACAUUUUUUUGCUUCAGUGAGUCAUUUUUGUUUGAAUAUAUUGGCACAAAUCGAAUUCCAUAGCUGUCGUCGCUGCUGUUGUUUGGACCUCAGACACUGCAGAAAAGCAGACGGUUUAUACGGUUAAAAUGCUCCGAAAAUCUCUGCUGAACAUCGGACUGCGAGUGAGCCGUCAGCAGCAUGAAGGGAUUCACAGAGUGACAGCGGGACUGAAUCCAGGGAAUCAUGGGAAGAUCCACCGCCGCGACGUGUCCUCCACCCCCGCCACCGUGAUGGGUGACAACGUCAAAAUAAAAACUAUGGACGAAUUAGGCGGACCAAGUUUCAUGACUACCUUAAACUGGCUUUUUUUAAAGGGAUAUUUCCAAACGACGCAACAAUUACAAAUUGAGCACAGCAAGAUCUACGGUCCUCUGUGGAAGUCAAAGUACGGCCCACUGGUGGUGGUGAACGUGGCCAGCGCCGAGCUGAUAGAGCAGGUGCUGAGGCAGGAGGGCAGACUCCCGGUCCGGUCAGACAUGCCCCACUGGAGGAGUUACAGAGAGCUCAGGAACCAGGCCCACGGACCCCUGACAGAAAUGGGAGCCAACUGGCAGCGCAUCCGCAGCAUCCUGAAUCCUCGGAUGUUGAAGCCCAAACACGUCUCCUCCUAUGCUAACACCAUCAACGGGGUGGUGACAGACUUCAUCGACAGAGUGGCCUGGCUGAGGGAAACCAGCGGCCAGGGAGUUAUGGUCAAUGACCUGACUGGAGAACUCUACAAAUUUGCUUUUGAAGGGAUCUGUUCGGUGUUGUUUGAGACCCGUAUGGGCUGCAUGAACAAUGUGGUACCCGAGGAAACCCAGAAGUUCAUCUUCUCUGUGGGGGAAAUGUUUCGGCUCUCCCCUAUGAUCGUCCUCUUCCCCAAGGCCGUCUGGCCCUACAUGCCUUUCUGGAAGCAGUUUGUGGCAGCCUGGGAUAAUCUCUUCAGAGUCGCUGAAGAGCUGGUGAAGCAAAAAAUGGAGGAGAUCCAGGGGAAGGUGAACCUGGACCAGAACGUGGAGGGGGCAUACCUCACACACCUGCUGCUCAGUGAUCAGAUGACGGUCACUGAGAUCCUGGGAAGCAUCACCGAACUCCUGCUGGCAGGAGUCGACACAACCUCCAACACUAUCUCGUGGUCUCUGUAUCUAAUGGCUCAGGAGCCAGAGAUCCAGGAACAAUUAUACCAGGAAGUGAUAAGUGUUUGCCCUGGGGACAAGGUGCCAAACAACGAUGACAUUGCUCAGAUGCCGUACCUGAAGGCCAUCAUCAGAGAGACUCUACGGCUGUAUCCAGUGGUACCAGGAAACGCCCGUGUCACUGUUGAAAACGAGAUUGUGGUUGGAGAUCAUCUCUUCCCCAAAAACACGCUGUUCCACCUGUGCCACUAUGCUGUGUCCUAUGAUGAGAAUAUUUUCCCCGACCCCCACACCUUCCUGCCACAGCGCUGGCUUCGAGGAGCGGAGGAGAAGUCCAAGCACCACCCGUUCGGGUCAGUGCCGUUUGGUUUUGGGAUCCGGGCGUGUCUGGGCAGACGGGUGGCUGAGCUGGAGAUGUAUCUCCUCCUAUCCAGGUUGAUAAAACAAUACGAGAUAAGGCCGGAUCCUGCUGGAACCACAGUUUUGCCGGUCACCAGAACCCUGCUUUGCCCUGCUAAACCAAUCAACCUGCAAUUUCUGGACAGACGAGUCGAGCAGGAGCAGCCGAGAAAAGCGGCAGGAGUUUCUCUGUGAGCUGUUUUAGUAUUCACACUGUGUUGCCUGCCUGUCACCAAGCACUUGUUUAUAGAGCGUUCACAUAAUGAGGACUGGCUGGAAUGCACCGAAACUGUGGCAUAAAAAUACAAGCUGAAUGAAGAUGUGAUAGGUUGUAUAGUAAAGAGUAUAAUGCUGUUUGUACAGCCUUUGAUUGUUGUUUCAUGGAAAUAUGAAUACUUUAUGAUUUAUUUAGUUUUAGUUCCACAAAUGUCACAUGUUUUUUUAGUUGUUAGGGCUGUCAGCACGGCUGACUGGUUCUUUACUGUCUGGAGUUUGCAUGUUCUCCUCAUGUUUGUGUGUGUGUGUUCCCUUUAGUUUCCCCAACACCAACAUACAUACAUGUAACUCCUACAAGACAAGUCUUGUGUUAUUCUAUAUAUUUUUCUUGAUGUCACAAAUCCCAUGAACAGACCAAAACCAACAAUGUGUUAGUGUGAUUUUCAAAACUUUCAGACUUCCCCACUCUGACUGUGGCAGCCAGCCCUAAGUCCCAAAGGUUAACCUUUAAAAACCUGUCCAUAAAAUAUAGUUGAAAUGGGUUAUGGGUUAUAUGUCGCAGAUAUACACUUAAGGUACACUUGUUUUAAUGUACAGCAGCAGGACAGUUUAUGUGGGAUUGAGUCAAAUUAAACCACAGUGAGUGUGUUUAUGGUAAAGAAGGAACAUGUCACCCAGUGCAACAGUGUGCCUCAGUGAUGUGUUUUUAAUAGUUUUCAGACAACAGUGGAGCUCUAUGGCACAGAGGAAUAAGAUAUAUCAGAUUUGGGAUACACAGACAAUACUUGUUCGUAGGAUCACUUCAUUGUAGGUGUUAUUCUGUUCAUGUGAUUUGUUUAAAAUAAGAAAAUUAUUGAAUAUAGCUAACCUUAUCCUUUUUUAGAAAGCACUCAGAACUGUAGUUGGUCCAUCAGCACUUGGCGGGUUUUUCGUUAGGCAGAGAUUUAGUAAGUGUUUCUUGUACAUAGAGAAAUGUAUUUUUAGGUUUUAAGAGUUUUUAGAAUUGUGAUUCAAUUUACGAUUCAAAUUCCCAGUUUGUUAUGUGUGCAGUAUAAUAUUUCAUAUGUCUCAGUGGGUUGAAAAGACGCAUCUAUUUCUAAGCUAGCACAUGUUCUCUAAAGAGGUUACGAGUAUUUUGUGAG